Molecule: messenger RNA, 1188 nt
Organism: Etheostoma spectabile (orangethroat darter)
Lineage: Eukaryota; Metazoa; Chordata; Actinopteri; Perciformes; Percidae
Product: mucin-2-like
Exons: 3
Coding region: 1-1188 (395 amino acids)
Source: RefSeq, a predicted model, not a curated record
AUGUCACCUGAACCUACAGGUUCUACUGAUACAGCAACAUCUGAGCCCGCCGGUACCACCUCAGUAUCUGAAUCAACACGUCCAACUGAUUCAGUAACAUCUGAGCCUGCUGGUUCCACCUCAGUAUCUGGAUCAACAAGUCCAACUGAUACAGUAACAUCACAGACUGCAGAGACUACAUCGCCAACAGAACCUACAGAUCCUACCAAUACAGUGCCGCCUGAGCCUACUGGUUCCACCUCAGUAUCUGAAUCAUCCUCUCCAACUGAUUCAACUGAUUCAACAUCUGUCCCCGCUGUAACAACAUCCACAGCCGAUCCAACCAGUCCCACUGACACAGUAACCUCUAAACCUGGACAGACAACCAUGUCACCUGAACCUACAGGUACUACUGAUACAGCAACAUCUGAGCCCGCCGGUACCACCUCAGUAUCUGAAUCAACACGUCCAACUGAUUCAGUAACAUCACAGACUGCAGAGAGCACUUUGCCAACUGAAACAACCGGUUCUACAGAAACAGUAACAUCUGAGCCUGCUGGUUCCACCUCAGUAUCUGAAUCAACAAGUCCGACUGAAACAAUAACAUCACAGACUGCAGAGACUACAUCGCCAACAGAACCUACAGAUCCUACCGAUACAGUGCCGCCUGAGCCUACUGGUUCCACCUCAGUAUCUGAUUCAUCCUCUCCAACUGAUUCAACUGAUUCAACAUCUGUCCCAGCUGUAACAACAUCCACAGCCGAUCCAACCAGUCCCACUGACACAGUAACAUCUAAACCGGGACAGACAACCAUGUUACCUGAACCUACAGGUUCUACUGAUACAGCAACAUCUGAGCCUGCCGCUACCACCUCAGUAUCUGAAUCAACUGGUCCAACUGAUUCAUUACCAUCACAGACUGCAGAGACCACAUCGCCGACUGAACCUACAGAUUCUACAGGUCCAGUCACAUCUGAUUCGGCUGGUACCACCAUGUCAUCCAUUGAACCAACCAGUCCAACCAGCACGGUAACAAUUGAAUCUGCUAAGACCACAUCAUCAGCUGAAGACACCUCUACUUUACCAACUACGCAACCAACCACACCAUCUACCAAACCGCCAACUGAUCCACAAACAUCACCUAUUACGUCGACAACUCAAACAACUACUCGACCUCCCACCACAUGGAAUAGUUUGCCAAUACAUUGA